Molecule: messenger RNA, 1389 nt
Organism: Trametes versicolor FP-101664 SS1
Lineage: Eukaryota; Fungi; Basidiomycota; Agaricomycetes; Polyporales; Polyporaceae
Exons: 7
Coding region: 1-1389 (462 amino acids)
Source: RefSeq, a predicted model, not a curated record
AUGGGCGAAACCUACACGAUGACGAUCGACGACGCGAGUUCGAUCAUCAAUUGGCACCCGCAAGGGGAUGGGGGCCUCGGCAACUUGACUGCGGAUGGCUGGCAACCGUUCUACUCCGGCUCUCCUGGGGGAUUCACGACUCGGGGCGGGGAAGCUGCGCUUGGAAACUCGAUGCAUAUAACGGCGUUUCCGAACGCGAGCUUCGACUUUCAGUUCUAUGGCACAUCUAUUUCUCUGUUCGGUAUUGCAAACUGCUCUUACGAAGUUUCCGUGGACGGAAACUCCACCAAGACUUUGACAGCCAAACGCGGCCAGAAUACUCAGUUGUUCUCGCAAGACGGGCUCUCGGAGGGCCUGCACUCGGUCUCCUUGACUGCGAACGCGUCGCGCGCCAACGAGUUCGCCUUCGAGCGCGCGGAUGUGUCGCGGCCGAUCGCCACUGGUGCACAGGUACCCAUCGCCCAUGUAUAUCAAGCCACCAACACAUCGUUCAUCCAAUAUUCUGGCAACUGGACCAUCCUCAACGAUCCCCUCAUCCCCAACCAGCAACAUCCCGCUCCUUACUUCGAGGUCGAGAACGCCCCGGCCUCAUUUUCCUUUUCCUUCCAGGGCGUAGGUGUCGCGAUCAACGGCUCGCGCAUCUGGGGCAGCUAUGCGUACGACGUCACCCUCGACGACCAAGCGGCAGUCACCUACAACGCGAGCACGAUGUGGUUCAUCGGAGACGCGCUCCUGUACUAUCAGGACGGGCUGGAUCCCACCAAGACCCACACCAUCAAUGUUCUGCCUACCGUCGGCGCUGGCCUCAAGUUCUGGCUGAACACAGUCACUGUCUUUACCGAUAAUCCUUCAGAAGUUGGCGGACUUAUCAGGUUUCUGCGUGUCUUAAGUGUUUCCUCUAGUGCGCCCUCCUCGAGCACUCAGCCAUUAGGAGGCACAACAUCCGACGCCCCUUCCUCCGCGGGACACUCAAAGACGAAUACUGGCGCCAUCGCGGGUGGUGUCAUCGGUGGCCUCGCCUUCGUCGCGCUCGUCGCCGGACUCCUCUGGUACUUCGCCCGCCGCAGGCGGCAGAACCCGAAAGUGUUCGACCGCGAACAGCCAUCCCCGUUCCUCGCUACGCCCUCCACCGCCGCCCCCAUGGCGGAGGCGAGCCCGUUUUCCGGGCGCACGGUCUCCGAUCACUCUCUUGCGCAUGGCUCCGCCGCGCAGGCGGCUGCGGUGGUCUCGCCGACGACGACGCACGCCUCGUCCCCGGCGGAGUCGAAUCCCGAUCCCAACGUCGCGGUGGACAGGAUCAUACACCUCCUCGCGGAGCGCAUGGCCACGCGUCCGCCACGGCAGUCGGUGUAUGGCACAGACGUGCCUCCUCCGGAGUAUGGCGCUUGA